Alosa alosa (allis shad) is the source of this 5421-nucleotide messenger RNA. RefSeq names its product myeloid-associated differentiation marker homolog. The transcript has a single exon. Lineage: Eukaryota; Metazoa; Chordata; Actinopteri; Clupeiformes; Clupeidae. The record is from RefSeq and is a predicted model, not a curated record. Bases 1441 to 2313 code for a protein of 290 amino acids. Gene Ontology annotation, cellular component: membrane.
UGCCACACCCUCCUCAGAAUCACCAUGAGGAGAAAGAGCAAAGGAGGGAGAAGAGGAGCGCAGGACAGGAACAACUGAGAGCAAAGACGAGAGAGCGGGACACGCACACGCACACACACACACUGGCCACAGGUACGUUCCUGUGCUCGGUCUUCAACACUGUGAGGACGAGACCCAGACAGACACGUGUACACGGGACAAAGUGAUGGAAUAAUUCUGACCACCACAUAUGUCAACUUUACUGGAGGACCAUCGCUGUUGGAUAACACAUCUGAGGGCCAACUCUUCAGGAGGACAGUUGUUUAGGCUAACUUUACUGAAUGUUGACAGCACCACAGGCUAACUGCUUGCUAACUGCAGUGGAGCAGAACUACCACAGGCUAACUGUACUGGCUAACUCUAGUGGAACAUCACAACCACAGGCUAACUGCUGGCUAACUCUAGUGGAACAUCACAACCACAGGCUAACUGCUGGCUAACUACAGUGGAGCAGAACUACCACAAGCUAACUGUACUGGCUAACUCUAGUGGAACAUCACAACCACAGGCUAACUGCUGGCUAACUCUAGUGGAACAUCACAACCACAGGCUAACUGCUGGCUAACUACAGUGGAGCAGGCUAACUGUGCUGGCUAAGUGCAGUGGAACAUUACAACCACAGGCUAACUGUGCUGGCUAACUGCAGUGGAGUAAAACUACCACAGGCUAACUGUGCUGGCUAAUGCUAAUUUUAUCAGAUUCUAUUUGAGAGCCCAAGAUCAUUGCUGCCUAAUUAUCUUGGAGAUUAACACUACUGCUGGCUAAUUAUAGCAAAUGCUAAUAUUAUUGGAUAGAUUGGACUGACUAUAUUGUUUUCUAUCUCUAUUGUACUGGACUCUGCUAUUGGCUCAUUACACUGACUGCUCUACUGCUGUUUACCUGUGCUGUAGUUGUGUGCUGUAACUUUACUAUAGCCUCUGGUCAGGAGGCUAGCUCUACUGGACUGCUACUUCUAGCGGAGGCUAGGUCUACUACACACUCUGAUCAAGAGGCUAACUCUACUGCACUGCUACUUCUAGCGGAGGCUAGCUCUACUAUCUCUACUGCGCUGCUAUUUCUAGCGGAGGCUAGCUCUACUAUCUCUACUGCGCUGCUACUUCUAGCGGAGGCUAGCUCUACUAUCUCUACUGCGCUGCUACUCUUAGCGGAGGCUAACUCCAUUAGACUGCUACUUCUAGUGGAGGCUAGCUCCCCUACACAUUCUAGUCAAGAGACUAAUUCUAGUGCACUGCCAACUUUAGCGGAGGCUAACUCCUCUACACACUCUAGUCAGGAGGCUAGCUCUACUGUGCUGCUAACUUUAGCGGAGGCUAACUCCUCUACACACUCUAGUCAGGAGGCUAGCUCUACUACGCUGAUAACGCUAGCGGAGGCUACCACAGCGCCCCCUGGUGGUACAGUAUGGUGCAGCAUGUGGACCUGCGUGCGGUGUCCCAACCUCUGGGCAUCCUGCGCGUGCUGGAGGUGGCGCUGACGCUGGUGAGCUUCGCCCUGGUGGCGUCGGUGGGCCACCUGUCCUCGUCCUACUGGGCCUGGUGCAUGUUCAGCUGGGUGUUCUGCUGCGCGCUCACCCUGCUGAUCCUGGUGCUGGAGUUCAGCACGCUCAGCGCGCGCCUGCCCAUCUCCUGGGACGACUUCACCACCGCCUUCGCCAUGCUGGCCGCUCUCAUGCUGCUGGCCGCCUCCAUCAUCUACCCCUCCGUCGUGUUCUCCUGCCCCGACUGCGGACGCCAGGUGGCCGCCACCGUGGUGUCGUGGGUGAGCGUGGCGGCGUACAUCGGCGAGGUGGUGCUGGUCCGCUUCUUCCGGCGGUCGGGCCAGGUGAGCGGCUUCCUGUCCACGGUACCGGGCCUCCUGAAGAUCCUGGAGACGUUCGUGGCGUGCAUCAUCUUCACGUCGCUGGUCCCGGAGCGCUACGCGUCGCAUGCAGCGCUGCAGUGGUGCGUGGCCGUGUACGCGCUGUGCUUCAUCUUCGCCCUGCUCAUCAUCGUCCUCACCGUGGGCCAGCUGCUGACCUACAUCCCGUUCCUGGACAAGCUCGUCUGCAUCUACAAUGUCCUCGCCGUGCUCAUGUACAUGAGCGCGGUCGUCGUCUGGCCGCUCUACAGCUUCCAGAAGCAUCCGCGGCCCACCAACUGCACGGCCAGCAGCCCCUGUCUGGCCUGGGACGCGCUGGUCGUCGUGACGUUCAUGACGGUCAUCAACCUGGGGGUCUACAUCCUGGACGCCGCCUACUCCAUCCACCUGGUGUUCUUCGUUCAGCGACGGAGCUAGAAAGGGUCUCAAACACUGGCCCUACUUCUCACACACACACACACACACUGGCCCUACUCUCUCACACACACACACACACACACACACACACACACACACACACACUGGUCCUACUCUCUCACACACACACACACACACUCACACACUCUUCGUGUUCCUGUGACUCUAUGACUGGCCUGGCAUAUGCACUGCAGCGUUUCACCUCUUUGUGUGGACGCAAGGUUUUGUUUUACCGGUGUCGUAAAAGGUGUGAAAACGGUAAGAAAAAAUAUAGCUGUUGUUUUGGUGUGGACAUGACCUAAUGACCUAAUGACCGUGUUCCUGUGUGGACAUGACCUUAUGACCUAAUGACCGUGUUCCUGUUUCCUGUUUGGUGUGGACAUGACCUAAUGACCGUGUUCCUGUUUCCUGUUUGGUGUGGACAUGACCUAAUGACCGUGUUCCUGUUUCCUGUUUGGUGUGGACAUGACCUAAUGACCGUGUUCCUGUGUGGACAUGACCUAAUGACUGUGUUCCUGUUUCCUGUUUGGUGUGGACAUGACCUAAUGACCGUGUUCCUGUUUCCUGUUCGGUGUGGACAUGACCUAAUGACCGUGUUCCUGUUUCCUGUUUGGUGUGGACAUGACCUAAUGACCGUGUUCCUGUGUGGACAUGACCUAAUGACCUAAUGACCGUGUUCCUGUUUGGUGUGGACACACACACACACACACACACACACACACACACACACAUAGAGCAGAGGAGGAUGCAUGAGACUUCAGUCCGGUUUGCCCGUUUGUCCUUUAGAGGGCUCUGCCAUCAUUAGUUCCUGUGGGUGAACUGGACGUCACAUCAUUAGUUGUCCAUCAGGGGGCGUUCCAGUGACUCUGUCACUGAUGAUGGAUGAGGAACGCUUCUGAAAAAGAGACAUGGAUGAGAAAUCAAUGACUGCAGACAAAUGGUUUCUAUCUUUCUGACUUCCCGUCUUUCUUCUUGUGUGUGUGUGUGUGUGUGUGUUUAAGAUAUGAGAUGAGAUAAAAUAGCUUAAUACUCCCUUAUAACUCUAAAUAGCUGUGUUUCAUGCACAAGAAUUUUGCUUAAUGACAGGCUCUGGCAAUCAAAUUAGGGGCCCAUAUCUGAUUGGCACCCUGCACCCUGAUGUGCAUAUUGCCCUUGUGACCCACCCCCAUUCUGGCUGCUAUCUGAGAAUGGUGUUGUGUCUGCAUGCUGCAGUAUUUGCUGCCACAGCAUCCUCUCUCUCAGUCUCUCAUAUUAGUGGAAUUCAGAACGCUGUUAGGUCCCAUGUGUGGUUGUUAAAACCCAAACAUUCCCAUGGGUUCUAGAACAAGAACAAAAAGGAACAGUCCACAUAGACAGCUACACAGAAACCCUGUAGUCUGCCCUCAGAGAGAGAGAGAGAGAGAGAGAGAGAGCGGGGAAACUAACCUCCAUCUAGUGCAGUGACUACUUCUGUCCAGUAGGGGGAGUCAGUAGUUGCUGGUGUAGAUUGGCAUCAACAGAGGAAAUGAUGUUUAAUGGACACUCCUUGGUAUAUAUUAUAGGUGGAUAAAGACUAUAGAUUUAGGAUAUAGCCUAUAGAUGUCCAUUCAGACAUGUAAAAGUAUAGUCUGAAGAGUUACCGGUAAUUAAGUAUUGAUAUGACAUUUCCAGCAGGAAUGGGUCUAAUGAGAGAGAUGCUAAUGUAGAUUUGCCAUGUUAGCGCUAAAGCGGAGGAUAUUUAAUGCUAAUGUAGAUUGAAAAUGACAUUUAAUGGACCAGUGCCACACCAUCCUUACGUGGGAAUGGAACAGGAAAUGGGUUUCAGCCUUCCCUGGAGAGGAGGAUCAGAGCAAGGAAGGGGGAGGAGAGCAACAAGAGAGAGAGAUAUAUAUGUUAGAAAGAAAAAGAGAGAGAGAGAGAGAAAGAGAGAGAGAGAAGAUAAAUUGCCUUUGCCCUUGUGAGAAAUUUGAAAAUGAGUGGUGAAGGCCAGCUGAUUCUGAAUGGUUAAGGUUGAGGUUUGAGUCAUUAACUGCGUCAGACCCCUCUCCUAUAAAACAGAGGAGAAUGAAAGAGUCAUUAACUGCGUCAGACCCCUCUCCUAUAAAACAGGAGAAUGGAAGUCACUUGCUCUCUCUCUCCAUCCAUCUUUCCUCUCUUGCAUGAAAACUUUCUCCCCUUUUAUAAUGUCACAUGCCUACAACUCCCAGCAGCCCCCUUUACAUUGGACAUGCCUACAACUCCCAGCAGUCCUCUUUACAUUGGACAUGUCUACAACUUCCAGCAGCCACAAACGAGUUUCACCAAGAGUGCUGCAUGGGUGUAGAGACAUUUGUACUCCUCUGGUGCCCUUCAGUUUAGAGAUCCAACACGAUUUUAAAUUUAGUAGUGAGUCUGAGGCACUCAAGAGGAUAUUUGUAAGUGAAAAAAAGCCUUUACUGAGCUUGGCUAUCAAUUAAAAUCAUGGCAACAUGUUUCAGCCAAAUGGCCUUUCUCAGGGCAGCUCAGUAAAGGCUUUAUACAUACUAAUAUCCUCUUGAGUGCCUCAGACUCACUACUAAAUUUGAACUCCCAGCCGCCCCCGUCAGAGUGGACAAGGCUCUCAUAUCAACCCACACACACUGCUAUGCUAAGGGACCUACUUACAGUAAAGAGGGGCAUUUGGGGGAUUUUCUGUGAUGUUAGUUUCUGUUUGACUCUGUCGAUCUGACGUCCAGUGAUUUAGUGUUGGAGUCAGAGCCCACUGUCUGACUACACAGGGAGUGCUGUUCCAGGGGUGGCCUGUGGGGGCAGUAGAGAGGGUAAACCCAUCUCAUCAAUGUUUCAUGGCCACUUCCAACCAUUAGUGCCCUCUUCUCUUACCACACACACACACACAAACACACACACACAAACACACACACACCUCCAUUUGCGCAUCUAUUUGGAGAUCUGUUUCCAAAUGGUAUCACUCAAGGGAUUGUCCUUUUCUCCUCUGCUCUGAGCUGGGAUUCUGUCACACACCCCCACACAUACACAUAUCCUCUGCUCUGAGCUUGGAGUCUGACCCUGACUUACUCUUAACUCAUUGAAUGCCAAGCUGUUUUCGGAAGCUUUGUCCUAGAGUGCCAGCAAUCUAGACCAUUGUUGAUG